Molecule: messenger RNA, 831 nt
Organism: Menidia menidia (Atlantic silverside)
Lineage: Eukaryota; Metazoa; Chordata; Actinopteri; Atheriniformes; Atherinopsidae
Source: the annotation of a GenBank genome assembly
AUGCCUCCCAAAAAAACAACAGUGGACUCCGCCGAACUUCCUGAGCCGACUUCAAGCGAGGCUCCAGAGAAAGAGACGGCCGAGAAGAAAUCUGCGGCUGCGCCGCUGCGCAAACUAUCAGCCCACCCGACCACAGCCGUCAUGGUUAAAGAGGCGCUUCAGGCUCUGGACUCACGCAAGGGAGUCUCAUCCCAAGCGAUACAGAGCUACAUUAAAGAAAAAUACCCAUCGGUGGAUUUGGUGAGGUUGAAGCAUUUGGUCCGCAAUUCUCUGAAAAAGGGAAUAGAGACUGGCACACUGGUGAGGCCCGCCAACGCCAGCGUCACCACAGGCGCUAUGGGAAAGUUCAGGCUUGCACCGAAAGUCAAAGACUUGAAACCAAAAAGUGAGAACACGGAUCCCAAUGUGAAAACGGUUCCUAAAGCUGCCAAGGAUGGAGAGAAGAAACCAAAGAAAGCAGGUGUGAAACCAAGACACUGUGUGUACAUUGUCAUCCGAUUGUGUCUUAACAUUUCUUUUCUUUUUAAAGUUGCCCCUAAAAAGAAAAACCCUGCGAGUGAAGAGACGCUUCCCUCAGAGGACAAGCCUCCUAAAAAGUCCAAGAAAGCUGAAGGGGCUGCCGGACCAAAGGUUCCUCCAGCAAAGAAGCCAAAAGCUAAAAGUGCUGAUGGAAAAGGGAGUGAAGGAAGUUCUGAUGCAACCAAAACUAAAGCGGUAAAAGCCGCCAAAGGGACAAAGACUGGAAAGGCAGCCCAGAGUAAAGCUAAUAAAGUGGAUGCUGAUGGCCCUGCCAGUAAAGCAACGGGGAAACGAGGGAAGAAGACUGAGUAA